UCCCAUUUUUCCUCACCCAAACAAAUAUAAACGAAAUCUAGAUAGAAAAAGAAUGGAGGCCAUUUCUUCAAAGGUUCUCAUCACAUCCCUUCUCAUAAUUCUUGCUUCUAGUUUGACCACACACUGUGAAAGAGCAUACCAAGAAGCGAGCACAGCGUUCAUCAGAACGUCUUGUAGUUCCACAACUUAUCCAAGACUCUGCUACAGCUCCCUAGUGAAGCAUGCAGACUUGAUCCAAACAAAUCGUGUGGUUUUAACAGGCACAGCCCUUAACGUGACUCUUGCAUCUACGAAAUCAACGUCAGCAAUGAUGUCAGCGCUGGCAAAGAGCCGAGGGCUGAAGCCAAGAGAGGUAGCAGCGAUGAAGGACUGUGUGGAGGAAUUGGGUGACUCAGUGGAUGAACUCAGAAGGUCUAUUGCUGAGAUGAGUCAUCUUGGACCCUCCGAUUUUGAGAUAACAAUGAGUGAUGUGCAAACAUGGGUGAGUGCUGCUUUGACAGAUGAAAGCACGUGCACUGAUGGAUUCCAAGAGAAUGCCUCUGAUGGUUCAGAUAUUAAGACAACCGUGAGAGGGAGAGUUGUUCAGGUUGCCCAAUUGACUAGCAAUGCAUUGGCUUUGAUUAAUCAGCUUGCCAACUCACAUGGUUAAUACCUCACUUUCAAACUCCACUACAUACGUGUUGUUUGUCCUGUUACCCGAUCAGAACUGCAACAUGCGUAAAACAUUAACGCAUGUUAUCAAAGUAAAUUUCUGAUUUUGAUGCACCAAUAGUAUUUAUGGUAUUGUAUUUAAGUUUUAUGAUAGCUAUUUUUGUAUAGUUGCCAAAAAUUAAUGGCAACUGUGCUGUGGUUGUUUUUAUACUGCUUGUCUCAAGUUUUGUGAUCCUGGUUCCCUGGCUCGUAAACUCCUCAAGUUAAAUGCUCUUCAAUGCUGCAACUUGGUGUUCAAGUGUGAAAUGGUGUAAAUACGUAAUAAUUAGUUGAGAUUUAUGUUCCCGCUACUUUUAAACUGUUUAUGUCUCGUGCAGCUAGCGGGUGAAUUAAUUCUAGUGCUGUGAAUUAGUAAAAAUUUUGUACUGUCUUUUCA
Cajanus cajan (pigeon pea) is the source of this 1087-nucleotide messenger RNA. RefSeq names its product 21 kDa protein. Gene Ontology annotation, biological process: negative regulation of catalytic activity. Gene Ontology annotation, molecular function: enzyme inhibitor activity. Lineage: Eukaryota; Viridiplantae; Streptophyta; Magnoliopsida; Fabales; Fabaceae. The record is from RefSeq and is a predicted model, not a curated record.